GAUGAAGCGAACCGCAUAUCACGUAUGAACUAAACCGAGUAGUAAGCCGUAAUAAAACAGACUAUGUUCCGAAAGACUGAAACUCUGGAAGACUUUGCAGAUUAGCAAGGCUCGAUUGGCACAACGCCGUAAGAUUCAAGAUAAUCUGAAACUGAAACCCAAAAAGCAUAAAAAAGAUACCCCAAAACCACAACGUUGCACGUGAUGGGUAAACUCCAAAAAUCAUCACAGAUCAGGUCAAGACAUUCAAGGUUAAAGAUAAGAAUACUAGCUGACGUCCCAGAUAUGUAUCAUUAACUGUUCGAAUGUUAAAUAUAGUCGAGUCACGAAAACAGUAUGAUAACCUCUGACCCCGUGAUAAAUGGGUACGAAUCGAGGAAUAUGGAUCAUUACGUUCACGAACUUCUUUCAGGUUGGUCGCAUAUUUCAACUACUUUAUAAAAAUGGAAAAGUCUGCAUUUGAAGAUCUGUUUAAAAGAGACCGAGAGACGGGAGAGACAAUCUUUCACGAGCUGGCGGAAUGUGGAGCGUUGAGGGUACUGGUACUGUACCGGAUUCACGAGCGGACCAGCGGAGCAUUCGUCAACUUAAUACAAAUCAAAAACUACCGUGGUGAGCUUUGCACUCACGUAGCUGCGAGAUGUCACAGCGGGAUUCGUGCCAUAAACCUUAUCGAAAUACUAGUACUGAUGGGCGCUGAUGUGAAUGAAAGGGAAUCAUGCGGAGGUGAGACCGUACUUCAUACAACCGUUUUCAAGAGAGAUUACGAGCUGGCAGAGUGGUUGUGCAAACAUCCACAAAUCAAUUUAGAUGCGAGAAAUUACGGUCGACUGACGGCCUUUCAAAUAUGA
This is a messenger RNA of Diprion similis, 851 nucleotides long. RefSeq names its product NF-kappa-B inhibitor cactus-like. The transcript is spliced from 2 exons. The record is from RefSeq and is a predicted model, not a curated record. Lineage: Eukaryota; Metazoa; Arthropoda; Insecta; Hymenoptera; Diprionidae. Bases 444 to 851 code for a protein of 135 amino acids.